Molecule: messenger RNA, 663 nt
Organism: Paramecium tetraurelia
Lineage: Eukaryota; Ciliophora; Oligohymenophorea; Peniculida; Parameciidae
Exons: 4
Source: RefSeq, a predicted model, not a curated record
AUGAAUAUGAAUGACAGUUUUUUUGACAACAUAGAAGUUGUGUAUGAGAAGCUAACUACAUAUAAUAAACCGUAAACUAUUUGCAAAUCCUUGGAACGUUCAUUCGCAAUGUGCAGCAAUCCACCUAACAAAAUAAUAUAGCAGCAAACUUCAUUUCAGAAUGACAAUGCUAUGUCUAGACACUAAUCAUAUAAAUUAGAUUACUUGUUAAAAUAAUAAACCAAAAGCUCAUAAAAUAAUACUUAAUCUAAAAGUUAUCGUAGUAUAAUAUAAUAAGAUUACAAUACUAACAAUAUAAGUUAGAAUCCAUAAAGUACAAGAAUGAGACUAAAAAUAAACUUAGAAAACGAUGCCUAUUAAUCGAAUUUAAGACACAAAACUUCAUCUUCACAUAACACUACAAAUCCAUACUAGGCAUCUUUAGCUACUUUAAUGAAACAGCAAAUGCAAAAAUAAUAGCAAAGUUUUGCCAAUAUAUGCAAGACCUUGAAUGACGAGCCAAAACCGCGAAUUUCUGCCACACACAGACAAUCUAUUAUUCCUCAAAAAUUGACUCAGAGAUAGGACUCUGUUAGUAAUAGAAGAUCGAGUAAUUCUGUAUAUAUGCAGGAAUUUAGAAAGGUUUUUAGCAAAAGUAAAUAUAGUUUUCACAAUAAUAUUUGA